Molecule: messenger RNA, 1630 nt
Organism: Patella vulgata (common limpet)
Lineage: Eukaryota; Metazoa; Mollusca; Gastropoda; Patellidae
Exons: 12
Coding region: 408-1610 (400 amino acids)
Biological process (GO): carbohydrate catabolic process
Molecular function (GO): carbohydrate binding; hydrolase activity, hydrolyzing O-glycosyl compounds
Source: RefSeq, a predicted model, not a curated record
AUGUGUACGUUGUGUAGAUAAUAAUGGCGACUCGGUUGUAAAUAAAUAUAAGUAUAAUAGGAGAAAAGAGCCUGGUUUAUCUAUUUUCUCCAACUUCUACUCGGGAAUGUUUGUUUUAAAGGUAGCUUGACCCGGAUUAAUCCACUGUAAAGAACAUUUUAAGGAUUUUAGAGAACAGGUUUCGUGUUCAGAUAUAUUUAAAUUAUUUGUGGUGAUCAUUGUGUUAAAAAGGGCGUUAUACAAGUCUAGUUGUAACAGUUAUUUCCCAGCAAGAUGUUUUAUGAUUGAAGCUUUAUUUGUGGUUCCGAUCACGUAACUUUGUAAAAAGUAUAAAUUAAAUUAGAACGAGGAAGUGGGUUUUUAUAUAAUCGAUUAUUAGAUCAACGUGUUAAGAUAAUUGAAUAAUAAUGCAGUAUUCGGGUCGCUGUGUUAUAUUUGGAGGUCUAUUAGCCUGUGCAAUAUGUUUUGGUAUCGGAGUCGUUGUUGGAUAUUUUGCUCACCCGGAUCCACCAAGUCAAGACGAACCGGCCGCUACAUGGCCAAAACAAUCGUCACCUUUACUACAAAGUUAUCAGGAUCAGUUUGUACAGCGAAUAGAAGAAGCUAAAUCAUGUAAGGUACCCCAGCCUCGAGGGUACGUAGCCUAUUAUUUAAAUGGCAAGAACAUAACGGUAGACGGUAAACUGGAUGAGGAGGCGUGGCUAGAGGUCGAUCACACACAGGAUUUCCUAGAUAUUCGUGGUGCGAGAUUUCCAGCACCUAAAGAAGAGACCCAGGUUAAGAUAAGAUGGGAUGAUACACAUGUUUAUGUUGGUGCCUGGUUAAAGGAAGAUAAAGUAUGGGCAACAUAUGACCAAAAAGAUAGCAGAAUUUAUGAAGAAAAUGCCUUUGAGGUAUUUUUUGAUGUGGAUAAAAGUAUGAGCAUGUAUAAAGAAAUAGAAAUCAAUGCACUUGGUACAACCUGGGAUCUUAUGUUGUCACGGGCGUAUAUAGAUGGUGGUGUUUUUACAGAUUGGGAAGGUAUAUCACAGAAAGGUGUUUAUACAGAUGGUGUAGUUAAUUAUCCCAGUGAUAAUACUACCUAUUGGUCUUUAGAAAUGGCGUUUCCUUUCGCUGAUCUCAUACAAAAUACGUCACGAGCAGAUGGACCUGCUGUAGAGAACGAAGUAUGGUUUAUGAUCAUGGCACGAACGGAGUAUGAACUACAAGUCAACAGUACAAAUGGUCGUUAUGAACAGGUUCCAGGAACGGAAGCUAGUUGGUAUUCAUGGCAACCUACGGGUGCUGUAGCACUUCAUCUUCCUAGCAGAUGGGGUUUAUUACAGUUCAGAAAAGGAAAUCCUGUAAGAAACAGCAUGGUUAACUUUGAUAGAUGGAUUUUAUACAAGGCCUUAUUUGAUGUUUUUGAUGCACAGCAGAACUGGAAGAGUUUAAUUGGUGGCUUUACGACUGAUAUAUCGUCCUUGGAUUUACCGCCUUACAUCACCAUUGGUUCUUGUUUAAAACUGGCUAUCGAAGGUGCUAGUGGUUCAACGUUUAACGCUACUGUUACCCAUAAUAACAUUAUAGGCCGUAUCAAUGAAAAUAGAUAUGUAUCAUUUACGCAAUAAAACCCAUCAAUCCUGCAUAA